Messenger RNA from Astyanax mexicanus (Mexican tetra), 1818 nucleotides. Its product is annotated as trichohyalin-like. The transcript has a single exon. Lineage: Eukaryota; Metazoa; Chordata; Actinopteri; Characiformes; Acestrorhamphidae. The record is from RefSeq and is a predicted model, not a curated record. The coding region runs from base 25 to 1704 and encodes 559 amino acids.
AAUUAUUUGCUACCAGAACUGAACAUGUUCAGAAUGGUGCAGUAUGGUUUAAGAAACAUAUCAACAGAUAUACAGUACAUCAAGGAGAUGAUCUCUCAGCAAGGGCGAGAGCACCAGAGGCUCAGGGACCAAAAGCAGAAGCUGCAGGAAGAGCUUAAAGAGGAACGCAGAAAGGUGGAGAGUAGGGACAUUGGGAUGAAAAAAUUGACAAACUAUAUUGUGAGAAUGGAAGCAGAAGUCCAGUGCAAGUGGGCCGAGGCAAAUGAGUGCAUCCAGAAACUCAGGGAGUACAGACGGAAGCUGAUGGAUGAGCUGGCGUAUAAGGAUAAAGAGCUAGAGAUGACCAGAGAGAAGCUGAUGAAAGAACGGGUGGAGGUAGAGACCAUGAGGAAGAUAUUGGAUGAGCUCCGCUCCAAAACUCAGGAAGAAACUGACCAGUGUAGGGAUAGGACGAAGCAGAUGGGGCUGGAGCAGGAAUAUAAAAUGCAGAAGGUGGAGGAGCAGGAAAAUGAAAUGCAGACAUGGGAGGAGCUUGAGCAGGAAUAUAAAAUGCCGACGUUGGAGGAAGAGGAGCAGGAAUAUGCAAUGCAGAAGUUGGAGGAGCUGGAGCAGGAGCUGAAGCAGGAAUAUGCAAGGCAGAAGGCGGAGGAGCUGGAGCAGGAAUUUAAAAUGCCGACGUUGGAGGAAGAGGAGCAGGAAUAUGCAAUGCAGAAGUUGGAGGAGCUGGAGCAGGAGCUGAAGCAGGAAUAUGCAAGGCAGAAGGCGGAGGAGCUGGAGCAGGAAUUUAAAAUGCCGACGUUGGAGGAAGAGGAGCAGGAAUAUGCAAUGCAGAAGUUGGAGGAGCUGGAGCAGGAGCUGAAGCAGGAAUAUGCAAGGCAGAAGGCGGAGGAGCUGGAGCAGGAAUUUAAAAUGCCGACGUUGGAGGAAGAGGAGCAGGAAUAUGCAAUGCAGAAGUUGGAGGAGCUGGAGCAGGAGCUGAAGCAGGAAUAUGCAAGGCAGAAGUCGGAGGAGCUGGAGCAGGAAUUUAAAAUGCCGACGUUGGAGGAAGAGGAGCAGGAAUAUGCAAUGCAGAAGUUGGAGGAGCUGGAGCAGGAGCUGAAGCAGGAAUAUGCAAGGCAGAAGGCGGAGGAGCUGGAGCAGGAAUUUAAAAUGCCGACGUUGGAGGAAGAGGAGCAGGAAUAUGCAAUGCAGAAGUUGGAGGAGCUGGAGCAGGAGCUGAAGCAGGAAUAUGCAAGGCAGAAGGCGGAGGAGCUGGAGCAGGAAUUUAAAAUGCCGACGUUGGAGGAAGAGGAGCAGGAAUAUGCAAUGCAGAAGUUGGAGGAGCUGGAGCAGGAGCUGAAGCAGGAAUAUGCAAGGCAGAAGGCGGAGGAGCUGGAGCAGGAAUUUAAAAUGCCGACGUUGGAGGAAGAGGAGCAGGAAUAUGCAAUGCAGAAGUUGGAGGAGCUGGAGCAGGAGCUGAAGCAGGAAUAUGCAAGGCAGAAGGCGGAGGAGCUGGAGCAGGAAUUUAAAAUGCCGACGUUGGAGGAACUGGAGCAGGAGCUGAAGCAGGAAAAUGAAAUACUGAGAGGUCCGCCAGAGAGACAGAAGAAGAUGGAGACCAUUAAGGAUGAGAAUGAUAAGAGCACAAAGAAGAGAAGUUUCUGGAAAAGGCUGAGUAAGAUGUUCAAAAGAUUGGGAGGAGGUGGGUGCGAGACACGGAGGUAGAGAGGAAGUGACGGGAGGAGCGCGGGAGGAGUAAGGACGUGGAUCAAGCUCCCAAAAUUAGGUUAUAUACAUAGCUCCCACUUACAGAGUUGAGCUGUUAUAAUCGAAACUUAG